Eimeria necatrix is the source of this 3273-nucleotide messenger RNA. RefSeq names its product exportin 7, putative. NCBI's taxonomy places the organism in Eukaryota, Apicomplexa, Conoidasida, Eucoccidiorida, Eimeriidae. Bases 1 to 3273 code for a protein of 1090 amino acids. Gene Ontology annotation, molecular function: nuclear export signal receptor activity; small GTPase binding. The record is from RefSeq and is a predicted model, not a curated record. The transcript is spliced from 16 exons. Gene Ontology annotation, biological process: protein export from nucleus. Gene Ontology annotation, cellular component: nuclear pore; cytoplasm.
AUGGCAGAUCUCGCGGAGGUGCAGCAGCUGGAGCUGUUGUGCCAAGCUUUUUACGGUGGUGGCGGGAAAGAAGAACAAAAUGAGGCGCACAAAGUGCUGCUACCCCUCGUCAACAACCCCGAAAACAUGCCCAGGCUACAGGCGGUGCUCGCUCACUCGUCGAACCUGCAGGCCUUGCUAUUUGCAAGCUCGGGGCUUAUGAACCUCUUCACGCGUUACUGGGGCCAAAUAUCAGACAAGCAAAAGGAAGAAACCCGCAACUUUCUUUUGAAUUACCUGUACCAGCGCAGCGCAGAUUUGCUGCACAAUGCACACGAAAUCCUGGGCCACCUAAUUCGAUUGCUUUGCCGCAUAGUCAAACUUUCUUGGUUUGAAGAUGUAGACAAGGCAAAGUUGACUCAGGAAAUGCAGCCAAAGAUUGGAUCCCAUAUGUCUCGUCUGCGUCGCGUGGCAUUCUCGUUCCGCGAUAUAGCUCUUCCGUCAAUUCUGAAGGUGGCUGUGAAGACGCUUCAGCAGUUUGACGCUGGAGCGAUUCGCGUACCUAACGAAGAAGAGGAGACGCGGUUGCUGAAACAAGUGCUGCAACUGGCCCUUAAUUGCUUGUCCUUCGAUUUUAUGGGCACAAUGGCAGACGACACCACUGAUGAGCAGAACACAGUCAUGAUUCCGCAAGGCUGGAGCGAAUUCAGGGAGGAAACCUUCCCCAGGAUGUUCUUCAGUCUUUACAAUGCUUGCUGGCACAAGACUCCGCACCGACCGCGGGUGGAAUGUGCUCGUUUGUGUUUGUCUUGCCUCGUGCUCAUAUCAGCGUUCAGACGGUCUUUCUUCGAAACAACAGCCAUUCGAAACAAAUAUAUGGGCGAGUUGAUCUUGGGCACUUUUCAGAUAAUCAAAACAAGGACGGGCCUCUCGGACGAUAUGUGCUACCACGAGUUCUGCCGUCUUAUAGGCAAAGUCAACACUUCCCAUCACCUCAGCGAACUCUGUGCUUCAGAACCCUUCAGGGAGUUUCCCCAACAUCUUUUCGACUUCACAAUGGAAAGCCUGAAAUCCUGGCAGCGGAUGCCCAACAGCAAACACUAUCUCCUAGGCGUUUGGGCCCACAUGAUAUCUCCCUUGCUUUUCUACAAGCAGAGGGUGCCCAAGGAUUUGGAAUUGUAUAUCGAGAGGAUCACAGCAGCAUUCAUCAUGAGUCGCAUGUGUGUGGCGGAGGCCAUAGCUGAAGAUUCAGACAACUGUGAUUGGGAAAGUCCCUUAAACAACGAAGUGUUGCGCCAGGAACAACUGGAAGUUCUGUCUCAACUUGCCCGUUGCCGCUACACCAAGACAGCCCGAAUGGUUCAUGAUUUGUUCGAGGAGACGAAGGCUAAAGCGCAGAGCGGUGAGAUGAACAGGAAGGUUUUUGAGGAGAAGAUCACGUGGCUCGUAUACCUCAUUGGGGCACUUGUCGGCAGCAACUGGACCGGAAGGCUCCCCGACGUACACGUGGAAGAUGCUUCCUCCGAGACGGUGCAAAUGGCAAAUGCGGGCCUGUCAAAGCUUGUCUUGACUUUGAUAGAGGAGACGAAAUGCGAAGGAACGCCAGAGGCGCUUGAGCUAGCGUUUCUGUAUUUCUUGGAUCAAUUCAGAAAACUCUUUAUAGGCCAGUUCGCCCGCACACUAGACAGCCCCAGCGCUUUCGCUACAGCACUCGGUGCUGCAGACGACAAAGCGAUCGUGGCGACCUUGGUGAGUAAGAUCGGUUUCAAUCUCCAGCACCGAGUGAAUAUGCCGGAAUGCAUAAAGAAGUCCAUGGAUCUCCUUUUUGAGUUCGUGGCCGGUGUUCACAUCGUUCACUGGAUAUCCCGAGCCCCAGAACUGAUCGUCACCGGUCGUUUGCUGCUGGAAACUCCAACUGGCGCCUACUUCCUAACGAAUCACUGCAGCGCUGAGUUCAAGUUUCUUUCGAUGCGAAGGUAUUCAAGACUGCGGACGACGUAUUACUUAACGCUCGGGACACUACUGUUUUACCAACAACAGAAAACUACCGUCUCUUUCGAGCAAUUCGUGCAGCCCAUGGACGCCAUCUUUCUGUCUUUGUGGCAACAAACUGACGAGGGGAGAAAUCCAGCAUCCAUUCGCAACCCGCUUUGUCGCGACCCUCUGAUUGGUCUUGUUCGAGAUUUAAGAGGGUUAAGUUUCGCAUCUGGGCUCAGCUCCACUUACACAGUCCUUUUUGACUGGCUAAUGUCCCCUUGGAAGAAGAUCAACGGCACCACUCGCAUGGCAAUAUUUAGCUGGGCAGCAGAUGCAUGGUGGGACGAUGCGGAAGUUUUGGUUCCCCUUUUGAAGUUCAUUGCCGACUUUGUCGACAACAGGGGAGGCAACAGAAUUCACUUUGUAGAGUCGUCCGCAAAUGGCAUUCGGCUCUUCAAGGAGGCAUCGAGUGUGGUGCUCAAAUAUGGCAACAGGAUACUGCAGAAGCAGGACUUCUCCGAUCCCUACAAAGAGAAGUAUAAGGGAAUGGCUGUAGCGUUGCAAAUACUGAGCAACAUCAUCAGAGGCUCAUACUGCCACUAUGAAGUAUUUGAGGUCUACGGGGACACAGUGCUGAACGAUUCCCUUCGCCUGGCUCUCCAGAUGUGUCUUGCAAUCCCCCAAGAUGAUUUGAUGGCCUAUUUGAAGUCGCUAGGAGCUGUUUACUCCUUCCUUGAAGUUGCUACGGAAUCUUUCAUGCAAAACAUUCUAGAACUGCCUCCGGCCCACCUAGCGCAACUGUUGCGAUGCGUGGAGGAUGGUCUCUGUGCUCAAGAAACAGUGCUAAUGCUAUCGUGCGCCACGUUAGGCAAUUUUGUCGAGUUCAUCUUUAAGUAUCGGAACUCUGAAGAAAAGGAAGGAGAAGCUGUUCGCGCGUUCCUUGAGGCUCAGCCUGGAAGUUUGCCGCGAAUGCUGCAGCUGAUAUUCCAGCUCCUCAUGACAGGCCAACUCCCAAAUUUGUUCUCAAUAUCGGGUGUUUUGCUGGGACUGAUUUUGCUGCAAGAAAACGAAUACUUGAAGCUAAAGCAGCAAAUCAUUGAGCAACAGAUUGAAUGCAAGAGACCACAGGUGGAAGGGUUCUUUACAGCUUUGAUGCUGAACAUUGAGGAAGACCUUGAAACAGCAAAUAAAGAUAAGUUUAUGAGGAACCUGUACCACUUCGCUCAUGACAUUCGAAAGUCCACACGCGUGCACCUAAUCAACUCCUCGUUAUUGCUGGAGUGGCAGGUAGAGCGGAAACUGGACUUGCAGGGAUAG